Molecule: messenger RNA, 850 nt
Organism: Glossina fuscipes
Lineage: Eukaryota; Metazoa; Arthropoda; Insecta; Diptera; Glossinidae
Exons: 2
Coding region: 65-787 (240 amino acids)
Source: RefSeq, a predicted model, not a curated record
AAUCAUAUAUUUUAAGAAUUUAUAGCUUUUUUUGUCGAAUUUAGAAAAUUAAAAAAAAAAAAAAAUGGCUAAAAUUGAGGCUAAAUUAGCUAAAAAACGUAAAGCUAAAAAGCGCAAACUUACAACUGAAGAACACGACGAUGAAGUAGCGAACAAAAGCCUAAUUGUAGAAGACAUAGCGGAACAACAAUUUGAAUUUGUGCCAACUGCUCAGCAAAAGGAAAUUCCAGACCUGGGGAGAAUUGGUAAAAAACGCAAAAUUUUAGAAAAAGGUGAAGUCAAAGAAAAGCGGAGUAAAUUCGUAAGGGAAGAUGAUGAAUGCGAAGAUGUAACAGAUUUGCAUGCGCCUACUGAAGACGAAUUAAAAGAAAGCGAAAAACCGGAAAAUACUUUAGCUUUAAUGACGAUAAGACAAAAAAGAAGGGAAAAGCAUCAGCGAUUGUUGGAAAAACAAGAGGGAAAGGGCGCAGAACGUGAAAUGCGACGUGAUGAGGAUUAUUUGCGGAUGUGGUAUCAUUCUCGCAAUAUUUGGAAAUUUGAAAAAUUGAGACAAAUUUCUAUAGAACAAACAAUGUUGGAAAAACUGAGUAAUGAUAUAUGGCCUUUGGCCUUACAGUAUUUGGCGGGUACUAAGGGGGCGUCCAAAGAAAGAUUAGUUAAAAUAGCCAAUGACACUAUAGAGCAACUAGAUAAGCAAUCUGAAAAAUUAGAAGAAUCGGAAAAACAAAUCCUGCUUCAUUCUAUCAAAUAUCAAAGAGCCAGAGAUCUAUUACAAAUGCUUGCUUAAUUUUUUUUUACCAUUAAUAUGAAUGAAACACAUUACAAUUUUUCAUUUCUUCUCUUGUCUAAU